Molecule: messenger RNA, 1551 nt
Organism: Coturnix japonica (Japanese quail)
Lineage: Eukaryota; Metazoa; Chordata; Aves; Galliformes; Phasianidae
Source: the annotation of a RefSeq genome assembly
GUGACCUUCAUCAACCGAUGACUAUUUUCAACUAACCACAAAGACAUUGGCACUCUUUAUCUUAUUUUUGGUACAUGAGCAGGCAUAGCCGGUACAGCACUUAGCUUGUUAAUCCGCGCAGAACUAGGACAACCAGGCACCCUCCUAGGAGAUGACCAAAUUUACAAUGUAAUUGUCACAGCACAUGCCUUCGUCAUAAUCUUCUUUAUAGUCAUACCAAUUAUAAUUGGAGGCUUCGGAAAUUGACUCGUCCCACUUAUAAUCGGAGCCCCAGACAUAGCAUUCCCACGUAUGAAUAACAUAAGCUUCUGACUCCUCCCACCCUCCUUCCUGCUGCUACUAGCUUCUUCCACCGUUGAAGCUGGUGCCGGUACAGGAUGAACUGUCUACCCGCCCCUAGCCGGCAACCUCGCCCACGCCGGAGCAUCAGUAGAUCUAGCCAUCUUCUCCCUACAUUUAGCAGGUGUAUCAUCAAUCCUAGGAGCCAUCAACUUUAUCACCACUAUUAUCAAUAUAAAACCCCCUGCACUGUCACAAUACCAAACACCCCUAUUUGUUUGAUCAGUCCUCAUCACCGCUAUCUUACUCCUACUCUCCCUCCCAGUCCUAGCUGCUGGCAUUACUAUACUUCUAACUGAUCGAAACCUCAACACUACAUUCUUUGACCCUGCAGGAGGAGGAGACCCCAUCCUGUAUCAACACUUAUUUUGAUUCUUUGGACACCCAGAAGUCUACAUCCUCAUCCUCCCAGGCUUCGGAAUCAUCUCCCACGUAGUAGCCUACUACGCAGGGAAAAAAGAACCAUUCGGCUAUAUAGGAAUAGUGUGAGCAAUAUUAUCAAUCGGAUUCCUAGGAUUCAUCGUAUGAGCCCACCAUAUAUUCACAGUAGGAAUAGACGUAGAUACACGAGCCUACUUUACAUCAGCUACAAUAAUCAUUGCCAUCCCAACCGGUAUCAAAGUUUUCAGCUGACUAGCAACCCUACACGGAGGAACAAUCAAAUGAGAUCCGCCCAUACUAUGAGCCCUCGGAUUCAUCUUCCUAUUCACCAUCGGAGGACUAACAGGGAUCGUUCUUGCCAAUUCAUCACUUGACAUCGCCCUCCAUGACACCUAUUACGUAGUCGCCCACUUCCACUACGUCCUAUCCAUAGGAGCAGUCUUUGCUAUUUUAGCAGGAUUCACCCACUGAUUCCCACUAUUCACAGGCUUCACCCUUCAUCCUACAUGAACUAAGGCACACUUUGGAGUAAUGUUCACAGGAGUCAACCUAACCUUCUUCCCACAGCACUUCCUAGGCCUAGCUGGUAUACCCCGACGAUACUCAGACUACCCAGAUGCCUACACACUUUGAAACACACUAUCCUCAAUCGGCUCCUUAAUCUCAAUAACAGCCGUAAUCAUACUAAUGUUUAUUGUAUGAGAAGCCUUCUCAGCAAAACGUAAAGUUCUUCAGCCAGAAUUAACUGCUACCAACAUCGAAUGAAUCCACGGCUGCCCACCCCCAUACCACACCUUCGAAGAACCUGCCUUCGUCCAAGUACAAGAAAGG